Molecule: messenger RNA, 5254 nt
Organism: Sphaerodactylus townsendi
Lineage: Eukaryota; Metazoa; Chordata; Lepidosauria; Squamata; Sphaerodactylidae
Product: sodium channel protein type 5 subunit alpha-like
Exons: 25
Coding region: 147-5219 (1690 amino acids)
Biological process (GO): sodium ion transmembrane transport; neuronal action potential; membrane depolarization during action potential
Cellular component (GO): plasma membrane; axon; voltage-gated sodium channel complex
Molecular function (GO): voltage-gated sodium channel activity
Source: RefSeq, a predicted model, not a curated record
GAAAAAUGUGCAAUUCUGGCCAAAGGAGUGAUUUCCCUUGUUUUUGCCAUCUUGGAACAGCUUGAUUGGGAGGGGAAAUGCUCUACAUGCUGCUGAAAUGAUGUGAAUUUGGAGGCUUUCACCGAGAAUCAUACAUAGUGGAAAAGAUGCCAUUUUCAUUUUCAACCGCUAGUAAUUUCCUCCGUUUCACCCCUGAAACCUUAGAUGGUAUUAGAAAGAGGCUUGCUGAGAAGAAAGAAAAACAGGAAUCUGGUGAACAGAUUGAAGAGGAAAUUAUUCGACCACAGCUUGAUCUACAAGUUUGCAAAAAGUUGCCUGCUCUUUAUGGGAAACUUCCUCCAUGGCUCAUUGGGGACCCGCUGGAGGAUCUGGACCCCUAUUACAAAACUCACGAGACGUUUAUGGUACUAACAUCCAGGAGGAGAAUCUUUCGGUUUACUGCCAACGAUGCCUUGUUUUUAUUUAGCCCUUUCAAUCCAGUAAGAAGGCUAGCCAUUAGAAUUUCAACACACACCUGGUUCAUUGGGUUCAUAACGUGUGUCGUUCUUGUCAACUCAGUGCUUAUGGCAGUGCAAGAUUUAAAAAAUGCUCAGCAGUAUAUUUUUGCAGGCACUUACACUGUUGAAUUUGCAAUAAAAGUGGUAGCAAGAGGAUUUGUUUGGGAUGAAUUCACCUUCCUUCGAGAUCCGUGGAACUGCCUGGAUCUUUUUGUUUUAAUCAUGACAUACGUAACUUUGUGGGAUACGGCACACGGUAGCAUUUCAGCUCUUCGCGUUUUUAAGGUCCUGAGAACUUUCAAAGCUGUUUCUGUAAUGCCGGGGCUGAAAGUUAUUGUAGAUUCAUUGUUUCAGUCUAUCAAGAAACUGGCAAACGUGAUGCUCCUGACAGUUUUCUGCUUGAGUAUCUUUGCCUUGGUUGGCCUCCAACUCUUCAUGGGCAACUUAAAAAAUAAAUGUGUCCGCCUAAAUAAUACUGAACAGAAAGAUAACAACUGUGUUCUAAAGAAUGACAACUGUGAUGCAGAAAACUUGUCAUACUACUGCAUGAAUUACACUUGUGAACCACUGUUGUGUUAUAACCUCCCAAAUAAUAAAAGCACGUGUCCAGAAUCCUACUUCUGCCAAAAAACUGGAGAAAAUCCAAACUAUGGAUACACAAGUUUCGAUCAUUUUGGAUGGGCUUUUCUGUCUUUGUUCCGACUGAUGACACAAGAUAGCUGGGAAGUCCUGUAUCGCCAGGUUAUCCGGUCUUCAGGGAAAAGCUUCAGCUUUUUUUUCGUGAUCGUCAUCUUUAUGUGCUCCUUUUACCUCUUCAAUUUAAUCUUGGCUGUUGUGAUCAUGGCAUAUGAGGAACAAAAUAAAGUAACGGCUGCAUAUACAAAAGCAAGGGAAUUAUUACUCCAGGAAGCAAAAGAAAUACUAAGGAAAGAACAGGAAUCAGCUGCCCGAAGGCAUGUGUUAUCCUUGGGUGAAAACAUGGAAAUGCCACGCGUAGAAUCCAAUAAAAAGGAAAGAAAAAGCAAGCGGAAGAAGAAAUUAAAAAAGAAGCCCAAAACAUUUGGGGAAGAUGAAACUACAUUUUAUUCAACACCUGAUAAAACCCAAAAGGAGCUGGUUUUCACGGGCAUUUUUAUCAUAGAGAUGAUCCUCAAAAUCAUUGCCCUUGAUCCAUACCACUAUUUUCAGAGGGCAUGGAACAUUUUUGACUUCUUAAUCAUUGUCAUAAGCAUCGCAAGCUGGCUAGCCAGGAUGCCCCUAUCAUUUUUCAGACUGCUGAGAAUUUUCAAGUUAUCCAAAUUUUGGCCCGCUUUGGACAAACUCAUGAAGAUUAUGCUAAAAUCGGUGGGCCCGCUGGGCAACCUCACUCUUGUGCUGAUUUUCACCGUCUUUAUUUUUGCUUUAGUUGGCAUGCAGGGUUUUGGGACCUAUUACAAUACGACUGGGAACAAGUGCUGUGGACCGGCACCCAGUCCCCUCUGUCCAAGUGGGGGCGAAAUGUGCGCGCUGCGUUGGCACAUGAACGACUUCUUUCAUUCAUUUCUUAUUAUAUUCCGGAUUCUGUGCGGAGAGUGGAUUAAUACCAUGUGGGACUGCAUGAGAAUCACCCAAAAAGAAGGAUGGUGUAUCAUUCUGUUCAUGACAGUCUUGGUGGUUGGAAACCUAGUGGUCCUCAACCUCUUUAUCGCUUUGCUGCUGAGUUCCUUCAGUAGCAGUGCUGCAGAAGCUGAGGAAUAUGGAAAGGACCCUCACCUGCAGUUGGCCUUUGCUCAUAUUCGCAGCGGAUUGCAACGUGCCCAACGCUGGCUGUGGGAUCGGUGUUGCAGUGGACCCAUGCAAAAGCUGAAGGCAGCCAGGAAACAGAAGACGGUGACGAUUGCUAUCCACAAUGCCAGCCAGAAGAAGUGUGUCAUUGAGAUGAAGGAGGUUCAAGAAAACGGCGUGGACGACGAGAUCUUCCGAUAUUGGGAUAAGCCAGCCAUCGAUGGAAAACAGGAGGAUUUUAUGCCAAGCUCUAAUAAAUGUGUCUGUGUCCCCCUUGCUGAAGAAGAGCUUCUAAGUGAUGGGGAAGAAAGCACCAUCACGAAAAUAGAUUACAGGAACCAGCUACGACAUAGGAGAGAACAGUACAGAAAGUCAAGAAGACAGUCUUCUCAGAUUUCUGACGUUACUAGUCCUUUGUCUUUGGAUAUCCCCAAGAGGUCUGAUCUUGACAGCAGCAGCUCUGAGGUCAGCUCAGUAGAGCAAACCCCUGUCGUCUGCCUCCCACUUGAAAAGCGGAAAGAGCCGGAAGACUGCUUUCCAAAAGGUUGUGUAAAGAUCUUCCCAGGUUGUGUAGUAAAAUCUGAUACCUUUCCGGGUAGCAUUUGGUGGAGGUUUAGAAAAUUUUGCUUCAGAAUUGUCAAACACAAUUGGUUUGAAUAUUUUAUCAUAUUCAUGAUAUUGCUGAGCAGUUUCACUCUGACUUUGGAAGACAUUUACCUCCGGGAAAGAGAAACCAUUAAAAACAUACUGGGCUGUGCGGAUAUGUUUUUCCUCUACAUCUUCUUUCUGGAGAUGCUUCUGAAAUGGGUGGCCUAUGGUUUCAAGAAGUAUUUUACUGAUGCCUGGUGUUGGCUUGAUUUUUUUAUUGUAUGUGUUUCAUUGGCCUCUCUUCUGGCAGAAGCUAAAUCAACUGGGGAGAAUAUGUGUGACAACCAGAUCUCCAUAAAAUCCCUCAGAACUCUGAGGGCCUUGAGACCACUUCGAGCGUUAUCCAGAUUUAAAGGGAUUAAGGUUGUGGUGAAUGCCCUCAUAGGUGCUAUCCCUUCCAUUGGAAACGUGCUGCUUGUCUGUGUUGUUCUCUGGCUCCCGUUUAACAUCCUAGGAGUAACUCUAUAUGGAGGGAAAUCUGUGCAUGAUAAAGCUGGUCCAGACUGCGACAGCAAAAACUACACCUGGGUCAAUAACACCGUCAACUUUAACAAUGUUGGGAAUGGAUAUCUGGCUCUCCUCCAGGUGGCAACAUUCAAAGGUUGGACAGACAUUAUGUAUGCUGCAGUAGAUGCAUCUAAGGAUGGGAAACCGCCAUGCUGUGAAAGAAAUAAGUAUGCCUACCUCUUCUUUGUGGCCUUUAUCAUAUUUGGAUCUUUCUUCAUGCUGAACCUCUUCAUUGGAGUUGUUAUUGACAAUUUUAACCAACAAAGGAAAAAGAUAAGCGGAGAACUCAUUUUUUUGUCAGAGGAUCAGAAGAAAUAUUACAAUGCGUUGAAAAAACUGGGUAACAAGAAACUACAGAAGCCUGUUCCACGGCCACAAAACUACUGCCAAGGACUUCUUUUUGAUAUCAUAAGCAAGAAGGCAUUUGAUAUUUUCAUUUUAAGCCUCAUUUUCUUAAAUGUGGUAGUCAUGGCAGUGGAACACGAAGGCCAAGGAGAGGAAACCGAGAAACUUCUUUCAAAAAUAAACGUUGUCUUUGUUACUAUCUUUACUGGAGAGUGUCUAAUGAAAAUGUUUGCUUUGCGGCACUACUACUUCAGAGACAGUUGGAACAUAUUUGAUUUUGUCAUUGUGAUUCUUUCAAUAACUAGUUCAGCCGCCACAUCUCGGGCACUGGCAGAAUUGUUCCCUCCUACUCUCCUGAGAGUCAUUCGGUUGAUCCGGAUCAGCAGACUGUUGAGACUCGUGAGAGGGGCCAGAGGGCUCCAAACACUCCUUUUUGCACUACUGAUGUCACUUCCUGCUCUUGCCAACAUUGGGCUCCUCCUUUUCCUGGUCAUGUUCAUCUAUGCUAUUUUUGGGAUGACUAACUUUGCCUGUGCGAAUUGGAAAUAUGGGAUCGAUGACACUUUCAACUUCCAGACCUUUGGCAGUAGCAUGCUUUGCCUCUUCCAAAUUACCACAUCUGCCGGCUGGGAUAGCCUUCUCGCCCCGAUGCUCGAGAACGAUGAGAACAACACCUGUGCUCCCAAUUUACACAUACGCAAUACCACCUGUGUAAACUCAGUUGUGGCAAUCACAUAUUUUAUAAGCUACAUCAUUAUAUCAUUUCUCAUUGUAGUUAACAUGUAUGUCGCUGUCAUCAUAGAGAAUUUUAACGUCGCCACCGAGGAAAGCACAGAGCCUCUCAGCGAUUACGAUUUUGAGGUUUUUUAUGAGACUUGGGCAAAAUUUGAUCCAAACGCAACUCAGUUUAUUACUUACUCGGCACUUUCGGAUUUCGCCGAUUCUUUGGAAGAACCUUUACGCAUCCCCAAACCAAACAACCAACAGCUGCUUGCUAUGGACCUUCCCAUGGUGAAUGGAAAUAAAAUCCACUGCCUGGAUAUUUUGCUUGGCUUUACCAAAAGGGUGUUGGGGCAGUCUGGGGAAAUGGGCCCUCUGGAGUCCCAAAUAGAGGCCAAGUACAUCAAAGCUAAUCCGAAGAAGAUAAGCUACGAACCCAUCAUAACGACUCCCAGGAGGAAGGAGGAGGAAUGUGCCGUCAUUAUCCAGAGGGCUUUCCGGAUCUAUCGACUGCAUGUGCUACAGAAAGCCAACAAUGAGUCUUGUGUGAGUAUCCCCUUGGAAGACAUUGCAGGGGAAGAUGUCUAUGUGUUCAGGCCAGACACCAGUGAAGGCAGUCUGUUAGAUGCAUGUCAGAGCCCAUCUUCUGUGUCUAUUCCUCCCUCUUACAGUCAUGUCACAUGCACCGUUGAGGGCAUUCCUCAGAUGAAGGACACAGAUAGCAGUGAUCACAAGUGAUUUACACAUCACUGUCUCUUUUGGCCCAAUAUAAU